This is a messenger RNA of Gambusia affinis (western mosquitofish), 1381 nucleotides long. It is a transcript of the gene pef1, whose product is annotated as penta-EF-hand domain containing 1. The transcript is spliced from 5 exons. Gene Ontology annotation, biological process: COPII vesicle coat assembly. Lineage: Eukaryota; Metazoa; Chordata; Actinopteri; Cyprinodontiformes; Poeciliidae. The record is from RefSeq and is a predicted model, not a curated record. Gene Ontology annotation, molecular function: calcium ion binding. The coding region runs from base 84 to 890 and encodes 268 amino acids.
UAACACACGCGGAAAAGCCGGCGCUGUUUUCCAUAUUGCGGAUGUAUUUUUGUAGCAGGAAGUGAAGAGUUGUCAAACAAAUCAUGAGUUUUCACUACGGACAGGGGUAUCCAAGAGGCGGCCACCCACCCCAAGGUAACCCAUAUGGUGGAGGCCAAGGGGGCUACGGAGGUCACCCUGGAGGUGGAACAGGCCCCACUGGGGGCCCAUAUGGGGGUUAUGGAGCUCCAGGUUAUGGUGGGCAAUAUGGGCAUGGACCUAGUGGCGGGCAUGGACCUAGUGGCGCGCCUGGGGGUUACGGAGGACAGGCUUAUGGAGGGCAGCCUUAUGGAGGACCUAACCGAUACAACGCUCCUGGAGGUAACGUCCCUCCUGGUGUUAACCCAGAGGCGUACCAGUGGUUCUACAGCGUUGACGCCGACCAGAGCGGCUUCAUCAACGCGAAGGAGCUGAAACAGGCCUUGGUCAACUCCAACUGGUCCAACUUCAACGACGAGACCUGCCUCAUGAUGAUCAAUAUGUUUGACAAGACGCGGUCGGGUCGGGUGGACUUGUUUGGUUUCUCAGCGCUGUGGGAUUACAUACAGCAGUGGAGGGCUCUGUUUCAGCAGUACGACAGGGACCGCUCGGGAUCCAUCAGCGGCACAGAGCUGCACCAAGUUUUAACUCAGAUGGGCUACAAGCUCAGCCCCCAGUUUUCCGAGAUGCUGGUGCAGCGCUUCGGCGGGAGGGGCGGCCCCCAGGGCAUCCAGCUGGACCGCUUCAUCCAGGCGUGCACGCAGCUCCAGAGCAUGACGCAGGUGUUCAGGGAGCGAGACACCGGCAUGACGGGCAGCGUCCGCCUCAGCUACGAGGACUUUCUCGCCAGUGCCGUCACGAGGCUGAUGUGAGCGCGGCUUCGCCAACCGGCCCCGCUCACAGCCGUUGGAAGGCGCGCUGUCAUUUCGGGCAAAAGGUCGACAGCUGCUCAGAUUUUCCGUGCUUCGCCAGAGGUGCCUCCCACACCCAUCCCCCCACACUUUGCAGUUUAUUCAGCGUAGCGGCAGCCACUGCAUUCAAUUUAGAAGCCUGACGUUGCACUCCGAAUGAGGUGCAGAACCUUUACUGGCACAUUCACUGUGUGACGGGGUUUCUAAUAUCUGCUCCUGUAAGAUGUUUGUCUACAUAAAACCAGUCUGAUUAAGGAUAGUAGUUAUAGUUAGAGAAGUUGUUUUUUUAUUUUUUGUAACUUUUUUUUUGCAAAAUUUUUUUUAAAUGUGGGGCUGAAUUUGAGUUAAUAUGUAAUUACAGAUGAUGGGAACAUUACAGUUAUUAGAUUUAUUGUCACACUGAGGCCUCGCAGUUUAAUCAGGCCUUUUCCGAAUAAACUAGUAAAAACGCA